Messenger RNA from Colias croceus (clouded yellow), 1816 nucleotides. Its product is annotated as tubulin beta-1 chain-like. Gene Ontology annotation, biological process: microtubule cytoskeleton organization; mitotic cell cycle. Bases 100 to 1443 code for a protein of 447 amino acids. The record is from RefSeq and is a predicted model, not a curated record. NCBI's taxonomy places the organism in Eukaryota, Metazoa, Arthropoda, Insecta, Lepidoptera, Pieridae. Gene Ontology annotation, molecular function: GTP binding; GTPase activity; structural constituent of cytoskeleton. The transcript is spliced from 2 exons. Gene Ontology annotation, cellular component: microtubule; cytoplasm.
AGCUUCAUAACACCCCACCGCGUUUGCAUUUUGAUCAAUCUCCGAGUAGUGUUGUGCGAAUCGUGUAGUGUAUAAGUAAUUUAUAUUUUUUAAUUCAAAAUGAGGGAAAUCGUGCACAUCCAGGCCGGUCAAUGCGGUAACCAGAUCGGAGCUAAAUUCUGGGAGAUCAUUUCCGACGAGCACGGCAUCGACCCCACCGGCGCUUACCACGGCGACUCAGAUUUACAGUUAGAACGCAUCAACGUAUACUACAAUGAAGCAUCCGGUGGCAAAUAUGUACCCCGCGCUAUCCUCGUCGACCUCGAGCCUGGCACCAUGGACUCCGUCCGCUCUGGACCUUUCGGACAAAUCUUCCGCCCUGACAACUUCGUUUUUGGACAAUCUGGAGCCGGUAACAAUUGGGCCAAGGGACACUACACAGAAGGCGCUGAAUUAGUCGACUCAGUCCUCGAUGUAGUCCGUAAAGAAUCAGAAUCAUGCGAUUGCCUCCAGGGAUUCCAGCUCACACACUCCCUUGGUGGUGGUACCGGCUCCGGUAUGGGAACACUCCUUAUCUCCAAAAUUCGUGAAGAAUACCCCGAUAGGAUCAUGAACACAUACUCAGUUGUCCCCUCGCCCAAAGUAUCAGACACGGUCGUAGAACCCUACAACGCAACACUCUCGGUACAUCAACUAGUAGAAAACACAGACGAAACUUACUGCAUUGACAACGAGGCUCUAUACGACAUCUGCUUCCGCACGCUCAAACUGUCCACACCCACCUAUGGUGAUCUCAACCAUUUAGUAUCCCUUACAAUGUCUGGUGUCACCACUUGCCUGAGGUUCCCUGGUCAGCUCAACGCCGAUCUCCGUAAAUUAGCUGUAAACAUGGUGCCCUUCCCCCGUCUUCACUUCUUCAUGCCCGGAUUUGCCCCUCUCACAUCCCGUGGAAGCAGACAAUACCGCGCCCUCACCGUGCCAGAACUCACCCAGCAGAUGUUCGACGCCAAGAACAUGAUGGCCGCGUGCGACCCACGCCACGGACGUUACCUCACGGUGGCCGCCAUCUUCCGUGGCCGCAUGUCCAUGAAGGAAGUGGACGAGCAGAUGCUCAACAUCCAGAACAAGAACUCGUCGUACUUCGUCGAAUGGAUCCCCAACAACGUGAAGACCGCCGUGUGCGACAUCCCGCCCCGUGGUCUCAAGAUGGCCGCCACCUUCAUCGGAAACUCCACCGCCAUCCAAGAGCUGUUCAAGCGCAUCUCGGAGCAGUUCACGGCUAUGUUCAGGCGCAAGGCUUUCUUGCAUUGGUACACCGGCGAGGGCAUGGACGAGAUGGAGUUCACCGAGGCGGAGAGCAACAUGAACGAUCUGGUCUCGGAGUACCAGCAGUACCAGGAGGCCACCGCCGACGAGGACGCGGAAUUCGACGAGGAACAAGAGCAGGAGGUUGAAGACCACUAGGCGGUUGCGUUGCAACUUAGUUACUAAAUUAAUUGCCAUUAUCGUCUCGUUACUCUCGUAACAUUAAUGAUUCCUAGUAUCUGAAAAGGCCCGCUUUCUAACUUUUAACAGAACGCAUGAGUUAACAAAUCCCCGUUUUGACAUGAAAGCAUUUGUAUUAUUUAAUACAUUCCUUGUGAUUCCAACCCUCGAUGAGGUCUAGAUCUGUAAAUGCGAAGGCUGAUAAAAUUGUAGUCCCCCUUUAUUUAUUGUAAAGUUUGGACGUAGCCCGCAGCCAAACGGAAAUGUUUAUCGGCUUCUAAUACAGAAGUGUUGAAUAAAAUUGUGUUGAACAAUAAUUUAAUGUAUAUAAUAAAGAUUUUUAUUUAUUAAA